UGUAUAUAAAAGUGAAUGACGAGCGAGCGCGCGACCCAGUCGCACCGCGUUCGAGCAUUAGCGGUCACGGCACCAGGUAAACCCACGGCCGAACAGCCGCUCUCAAGCACCGGUCACUCAGUUCGCGAUUCGCGCCUAGCCCACACCGGCUACACAGCACACACGCGACUCAAUCCACCCAUCUCCCGCUUUCCCGUCUCCAUGAGUGGGGACGCAGGCUAUAUCACCACGAACUACAACAUGCGUAACAAUGUCAAGCCCUCCUUCUGGGAGCAGAGAACGCGUAUGGAGAAGCGGCUCAUGCUGGCGGUGGGUGUGAUGGCAGUGCUGGCCGUGGCCUUCCUCGCUGCUUUCCUCGCCGUCGUGCUCUUACGGAACACCCCCGACGCCGAUGACAUGCCACAGACUAGCGAACUGAGAGUCUCCCCAUCCCAGCCGCCAGCUGUUAUAUCCAAGAGCGACCAGGGCGAAGACUUAGUAUGCAACGCGGCCGGGUGUGUCCAUACAGCUUCAAAGUUGCUACUGAACAUGGACGACAAAGUCGAUCCUUGCGAUGAUUUCUACGACUUCGCCUGCGGUUCCUUCGUGAAGAGCACCAGGAUUCCUGAUGACAAGACCUCCGUGAACACCUUCUCUAUCAUCACUGACCAGUUACAAGAGCAAAUCAGAUCUCUCCUGGACGAGCCUAUCACAGAAAAUGAGCCUCGCCCGUUUGUGCUUGCGAAAACGCUGUACCAGGCCUGCAUGAAUAGAACUGCCAUAGAAGCUCGCGGUGUGCAGCCUCUCCUUGACAUGCUCGAGCGCUUGGGAGGAUGGCCGGUGCUCAAAGGCAACGCCUGGGACGAACGCACGUUCACGUGGGACGAGUCUGUAUACAAGUUCCGCUCGGCUGGUUACUCUGUGGACUACUUCAUCGAUUUCUCCAUCAGCGUUGACGUGAAGAACUCCACAAAACGGAUCAUUGAUCUCGAUCAGGCAUCUCUGGGUUUGAGCCGGGAGUACUUGAACCGAGGCUUCAGCGACAAGCUGGUGGUGGCCUACUACGAGUACAUGGUCGACAUCGCCACCCUCCUGGGAGCAGAUCGUGCCCGCGCCGAGGUUGAGCUCAAAGACUCACUGAUGUUCGAAAUGAAACUUGCCAAUAUAUCCUUGCCAUUAGAAAAACGUCGUAACGCAACGAGCCUCUACAAUCCGAUGACGAUUCGUGAGCUGCAGCAGAAGUUCCCUAGGAUCCCCUGGCUGACUUACAUCAACCGCCUCCUGGCUCCACACAUCCAAGUUGGUCUGGACGAAAUCGCCAUAGUCAACGUUCCUAAAUACAUGACCGACCUCGAGGAACUUCUUGAAAAUACACCCAAGCGUGUACAAGCCAACUACGUUAUGUGGCGUGUGGCAGGCGCUUCCGUGUCUUACUUGACGGAGGAUUUGCGGCGGCGGCAACUGGCCUAUGUGACAGCACUCUCUGGAAAGACUGAGCGCGAGAGCCGGUGGAAGGAAUGCGCUGACACUGCUAGCGUGAGCAUGUCUAUCGCCGUGGGAGCCCUCUACAUCAGGAAAUAUUUCAACGAAAAUUCUAAGGCCAACGCGUUAGAAAUGGUUAACGAUAUUAGGCAACAAUUCCGCAAAACGCUCACUGAAGUGGACUGGAUGGACGAGAUGACGCGCAAGGAAGCGCUUGAAAAGGCAGACGCGAUGGCUUCUCACAUCGCCUACCCGAAUGAAAUGCUCGACAAUGAAAAACUGACAAAAUUCUACGCUGGGCUGGAGAUGUCAUCUGACAAGCUUAUGGAGUCUGUCUUGAAUCUCACCCUCUUUGGAACUGAAUACCUGUUCAGUAGACUCCGUGAGCCAGUCAACAAAACCGACUGGGUGACCCACGGCCGUCCCGCCAUCGUGAACGCCUUCUACUCCUCUAUUGAAAACAGCAUACAAUUUCCAGCCGGUAUCCUGCAAGGAGCAUUUUUCUCAGCGCAACGUCCAGCUUACAUGAACUAUGGCGCCAUAGGUUUUGUUAUCGGUCACGAAAUCACUCAUGGCUUCGAUGAUCAGGGUCGUCAAUUCGAUAAAAAUGGUAAUCUGAUUGACUGGUGGCAAGAAAUGACUAAACAAAAGUAUUUGGAGAAAGCCAAAUGUAUCAUUGAUCAAUACUCUAACUACACUGUGAAGGAAGUGAACAUGAAGCUUAACGGCGUCAAUACUCAAGGAGAAAAUAUUGCUGACAACGGUGGAAUCAAGGAAGCUUAUUAUGCUUAUCAAGCUUGGACGCAGCGCCACGGUGAAGAGGCUCGACUACCAGGUCUCGAAAAAUACACUCCUAGACAGCUAUUCUGGAUGAGCGCAGCGAACACAUGGUGCUCGGUGUACCGCAAUGAAGCCAUCAAACUCCGGAUCACGACCGGCUUCCACGCGCCAGGCCGAUUCCGCGUCGUCGGCCCCGUGUCCAACAUGGAAGAAUUCGCUUCCGACUUCAAAUGCCCCGUCGGUUCUCCGAUGAACCCGGUCAAGAAAUGCAAAGUGUGGUAAACUCCUCGCAAGAGCCCAGGAAACGCUCUCUCUCGGCCCAAAGCAAACGGACCUGUCGACCGACGAUCAGUUAAUUGUUUACUUAAUCUUUUUCGCACUAUUGAAGCCGUUUCCUUCACACUGCGACGUUCUUGCUCCAGUAACGUCAGCGGGUCCGGGCACAAUUAGAUGUGAUGUUGGAUGUUCUAUGUCAUAUUUUGAUGUUUAGACAUGAUCGAUAAUAAUAGUUAUGUAAAAACUUGUUCUUCGCAAAGCUCUUUGAUCGAUCAAUAAAUAUUUAGUAAAAAUGAAUUUUCUUGAACAUGUUUACAUUAAGUACCUACCUAUUAUUGAUGUCGCCCGAGUUUUAUAACUCACUAUUUUACAUGCAUUUUAAGUAGAAGUUAAUUAAUAUCAAAGUAAUUAAUCCCAACUCCGCAUUGGUGAGAUAUUUAGACUUACCACUAAGAUUGUUGCUUGAAGUCAAUUGUUUAAAUUAUUUACCUUAUAUUACUUACUUACCUUCUUCAAUCUCUGCUCCUAUUUGCUCUUACUUAUAUCCUAUAUCUCUCAUCAUCCGAAUUAAAAUUAUUAGCUUAAACCCUCUUUAGAAAUCUUUCAUGUCUUAUACGUCUGGUUUUAAAAUUAAUUUACGAUUUCACUUAAUUUAUUAUAAUAGCGCAAGCGAAUGGUCCCACCCACCAUUCUUUAAUGUUAUCAACGUUGCAUUGCCUGAUAAGUUUUCUAAUGUAUACCCUGACCCAAUAUUAAGAACCUGCAGCGGAGUGGAAAAAACUAAAGUCGUAUUGGUUUUUAAUUAAAUGCAGUGAACUGAUGAUAUUUUGUUGUCUUCUAGUAGUUCUGUUCUCUUAAUCGAUGAACCAAUUCUACUUCUCUAUUUUACACAGUAGCACAAUUUUUUAUUGUAACACAUACACACUUGCGUACGUAUAGUUUUUAUAAAACACGAACACAUGUAUAUGUACCUACCCAAAUUCAAGACACAUGAUUGUGUUCAUCAGUUAAAGGCGUGAGUGGGAUGGAAACUCCUUACAAAGUCAGUUAUUAACCAGACGGUUCAUGCGAAUUUUGAUUAUAUACCUAUCCUUAUUGAUUAUAUACCUAUCAGAUCCUCAAUCCUCACCUCUUCGUACCUACAGUCAUUUAUCAGUCAGUGAUUCAUAUCUUUUCCUUUAGUCACAACAUAGCACUAUUUAAAAAAAAAAACUAGCAAGAAACUGUAGUUUACUUCGUUUAAUUAAAAAUCAUUAAUGCUUUUAAUUAACAUAAAAUCGUAGUUUUAUCAGGCAUAGUAUAAAAUUAUAUCUGUCACCGAGAAAAAAGGUAACCAGUGAUCGAUUCCGCAAUCUGCUAGUAGCUAGCGAUAUCACGAAAUCCUGGAAGUAGCCGAAUAUCCAAAUUGAUUUUACUAUAUUCUCUUCGUGGAAUGAAGAAAGUGGAAGAUAAUAAGCCCUCUCGAAAUCAAUUCCUGGCUACGGUUAUGAUUUGAUACCAUAAAGGCGGAAUUACAAGUUAAAUGUACUAAUUUGAGGUUAACGUGUAAAGAUUUUAUACAUUUGUUGUACAAAAUGAAGAAAGAGCUUUUUCUUUAAACACUAACUUAUCUUCGACAUGAAAUUCGCUCUCUCUGUUGAAAGAGAAUACUAACUUCAUUCCACGGAUAGGGUAUAAAAAAAUAAUCUAGUGAAAUGUUAAAAUAUUGAACUUUUUUUAGUAAGGCGCUCCGCCCACUCAGACUUUUACAGACCCGAUAAUCGGGCCACCGACUUUUAUCCUAGAUUUUUUUGUUAAACUUUUUAUAGGACGUGUGCGCAAUAUUACAACCUGUGUUCCGUUUUUACCGACAAAAAAUCGGUCUCCGAAUGUCGGAGAUGAGCGUCAAACUGAGGUACUAAGUUGGAGGCUUCUUUCGGAAUUUCGUUAUAUCCCUAGGAAAUUCGCCAAAUCACUGAAACUGCCUUUUCCCUGUGACAUAUCCACAAAAUGCCAAUCAGUAUUUAUUUAUUUGAAUGAAUUUUACUAAAGAAAACUGUUAUGAAAACUUAUACCUACUUUGAAACCUGGAUUUCUUUAUAAACAGUGAUAAUUUAAUUUUGCUUUAAGGACUUAGUUAAGAAACAAUUUUGGAUAAGAUCUUAUUGUUGUAAACAUUGGAUAACCAAUACAAAGAUGAUUUUUAUGGA
Molecule: messenger RNA, 4706 nt
Organism: Maniola jurtina (meadow brown)
Lineage: Eukaryota; Metazoa; Arthropoda; Insecta; Lepidoptera; Nymphalidae
Gene: Nep2
Product: neprilysin-2
Exons: 17
Coding region: 16-2523 (835 amino acids)
Biological process (GO): protein processing
Cellular component (GO): plasma membrane
Molecular function (GO): metalloendopeptidase activity
Source: RefSeq, a predicted model, not a curated record